GGCGCGGUCCUAGAGCCCGCCGCGUUAGGAUGGCCGGCGCGGGGCCGCAGCGGCCGCGUCCGGGAGUCGGAAUCGGAGUGGUGGUGACCAGCAGCCGGCACCCUCGGUGCGUGCUCCUCGGCAAGCGGAAAGGAUCAUUCGGCGCUGGCAUGUUCCAGCUUCCCGGCGGUCAUUUGGAGUUCGGAGAAAGCUGGGAAGAAUGUGCUCAAAGGGAAACCUGGGAAGAAGCAGCUCUUCACCUGAAAAAUGUUCGCUUUGCUUCUGUUGUGAAUUCUUUUGCUGAGAAAGAGAAUUACCAUUAUGUUACCAUAUUAAUGAAAGGAGAAGUAGACAUGGUUCAUGAUUCAGAACCAAAGAAUGUGGAACCUGAAAAAAAUGAAAGCUGGGAAUGGGUUCCAUGGGAAGAAUUUCCUCCAUUGGACCAGCUUUUCUGGGCACUCCGUUGUUUAAAGGAACAAGGCUAUGAUCCAUUUAAAGAAGAUAUGGAUCACCUGAAAGGAUACAAGGGCAAUCACUGAUAAGUGAACAAGAAAAAACAUCCCUGAAUUCUUUUUUUUAAAAGAAGAUCUUAGAGAAAGGAAAAAUACUUACGUUUCAGAAGUCUAUUUAUCCUAAGAAGUUUCAGAUGAUUAACAGUUUAUUUGCAGUUUUCCUAAUAUAACCAUCAUUCUUUCUGUGAAUAUUUAUGGAAACUUUCUGGGAUUCUCUAAGAAUCUGCAUUUC
Molecule: messenger RNA, 723 nt
Organism: Sorex fumeus (smoky shrew)
Lineage: Eukaryota; Metazoa; Chordata; Mammalia; Eulipotyphla; Soricidae
Gene: NUDT15
Product: nudix hydrolase 15
Exons: 3
Coding region: 30-518 (162 amino acids)
Biological process (GO): dGTP catabolic process
Cellular component (GO): cytosol
Molecular function (GO): 8-oxo-7,8-dihydrodeoxyguanosine triphosphate pyrophosphatase activity
Source: RefSeq, a predicted model, not a curated record